Molecule: messenger RNA, 1534 nt
Organism: Brassica rapa (field mustard)
Lineage: Eukaryota; Viridiplantae; Streptophyta; Magnoliopsida; Brassicales; Brassicaceae
Biological process (GO): starch metabolic process; regulation of starch metabolic process
Cellular component (GO): starch grain; chloroplast stroma
Molecular function (GO): starch binding
Source: RefSeq, a predicted model, not a curated record
GGGUUCCUCUUCUCCCAGACUCAUUACUUCUCUCUCUCUCUCUAGCUAGCUUCCACGGAUCCAAAAGGAGCUACAAUUCAACUCCAAUGUCGCGUCUGUGAAACAAUGGGGGCUAGCUCCGCAGUCUCUCUUGUUCGAUUUGGCGUUGGCACAAGUAAUCAUGAAUUGCGCCUGAAAAAGUGGACGAGGAGGCUGCUAUGGUUUGAUACUCGGAAACGAUUUAGCUGCUGCGCAGAUAUGCUAGCACCGAUCGGCCAGUCGGAGGAACGGCGUUUCGAGCAGAAGACCAGCGCACAUGGAGCCGGAAUCAAACCUUCUUCCUCCGCAAUGCCAUUUGCAUCUCCCAAGUCUCGGUUUGUGUCCAAGCAGGAAAAGUUCUACCCUCGUUGCACUCCAAGGCUUACUGGCCCUCAGUCCCGUGAUACUCCGCCUAAAAGAGACACUGGGAUUGCUAAUGAAAAGGAUUGGGGCAUCGAUUUGUUGAAUGAGAAUGUGAAUGAAUCUGGGAUUAAUGAAGAUGGCAGUACUUGGUUCAGAGAAAGCGGACAGGACCUCGGAGAAAAUGGGUACAGAUGUAGGUGGACUAGGAUGGGCGGUCGAUCUCAUGAUGCUUCUUCUGAGUGGACUGAAACGUGGUGGGAGAAAAGUGACUGGACCGGAUACAAAGAAUUAGGCGUUGAGAAAUCUGGUAAAAAUGCUGAGGGUGACUCUUGGUGGGAAACUUGGCAAGAAGUCCUUCAUCAAGAUGAGUGGAGUAAUCUAGCGAGGAUUGAAAGGAGUGCACAAAAACAAGCUAAAUCAGGAACUGAAAAUGCUGGUUGGUACGAGAAAUGGUGGGAGAAGUACGACGCUAAAGGAUGGACAGAGAAAGGAGCACAUAAGUAUGGUAGACUAAAUGAGCAGUCAUGGUGGGAAAAGUGGGGGGAACAUUAUGAUGGAAGAGGAUCUGUUCUCAAAUGGACAGAUAAGUGGGCUGAGACAGAGCUGGGGACAAAGUGGGGAGACAAGUGGGAAGAGAAAUUUUUCAGUGGGAUAGGUUCGCGGCAGGGGGAGACUUGGCAUGUUUCACCUAAUAGCGACCGUUGGUCAAGGACGUGGGGAGAGGAACACUUUGGAAACGGAAAGGUUCACAAGUAUGGAAAAAGUACGACAGGAGAAAGCUGGGACAUAGUGGUGGACGAAGAAACAUACUACGAGGCCGAGCCGCACUAUGGUUGGGCAGAUGUGGUGGGUGAUUCAACACAGUUGCUCUCGAUUCAACCCAGAGAGAGGCCACCGGGUGUCUACCCAAACCUCGAGUUUGGGCCAUCUCCGCCUCCUGAGCCCGAUCAACCGCAAUGACAUCCUUUCUCUUUGUUUAGCUUAUUAUUAGCAUAAUAAUAGCCUUUUUUGCCUAUCAUUUUUCGAUAAUUUUUGAACGUUGUGAAUUAUCGGUUUAUGUAAUAUAAUUCUAAUCCAUUUGAUCUCGCCUCCGUACUUCGGAAUUUCUUGCUCAAGUAUUUAAUUAGUAUUGGUCGUCAGACAAACCCUUCAA